AUGACGUCAUUAGAGCAGUUUGUGAGCGAUCAGAAGAAGAAAAACGCGGCGGCCAGCUCCUCUUCAUUCACUUCUUUGGAUUCUUGGAAGCAGAAAUUCUCUUCCUCGAUCAGGUUUUUAUGCAUUCUCAUUGAAUUUAUUAUCGAAAUUCAAAAGUUCAGUUUUUUGUACUUUUUGAGCUUGAAACAUUGUUGAAAUAAACACCUGGAUUCUUUUAAUGAUUUUUUUAAAAACUGAGGUAUCAUUUAGGGGCUUUUACGUUUGCUAAAAUUUUUUUGUAACCUUUAAAUAAAAAUUUUCCACAGUUUUAUUGAUUGUUUUAUUAAGUAAUAGUUUGGAAACGUGCCGAAAAAAAUAAGGUUUAUUUUAGCUGAAUAACAGUUUGAAAUUUUUGUUAGAUCUCUUUUAGGAAAGGUAAAAGGUUUAAAAAAAUUGAGGAAAAUAAAUUUUUCACUAAAGGAGGUACUGAAAAGUCGAAAAAGGUUACUAUUCGCGAAAAAAAUGAAAGAGAAAAUUUGUUUUACAUUUAUUUCUCCCGAACUGUUCGAAAAGGUUUUUUGGGCUAUUUUUCGGCGAAUUUUUUCAGUUUUUGCGGUCCUUUUUAGAAAUAUUUAAAUUCAAAAUCAACCAAUAUCUUGGGUAAUUAGAUUUUUGAAAUGAAAGAAAAUGAUAAUUUCAGCCAGCUUCCAAUGAUGUCCAGAAGUGACACGGCGGAAGCUCAAUUGCUUGGCAGCGAACUCGAUGGAAGUGAUUCUCAACUUCCCGCUUCAAAGAACAGGUAUAUUAAAAUUUUCCAAAAGUCAACGGUUACUAUUAGAAGGAAAUCAUUUAAAAAAUGCGACCGUUUUUUUUGAGCUCCAUUACAAAUCAAUAAAAUACGGGCGUUUUUUGAAUUUUCAUUAUUCUUUUUGAAGUUAAAACGAAAUUUCCAAAUUUUUCGAUGGCUUUCCGGUCACUAGACAUCCCUUUUUUUUGAUAAUUUUUUUCAACCAUUUUUUUGUCCCGUUUUCAGUUAUUUUUCACCUGAUUUCCGGUCUGAUGGAGUGUAGAAAAAUUUUUUUAAAGAGCUCCUAAUAAGAAGCUUAAGUUUUUUUUGAGCAAUCAAAGAAAAAAAUGUAUCAUAAUGAAUUCAUUAAUUUCGUCGUAGUAUUUUUUUGGUUAGUUAUUUUCAAUAGAAUGGGAAAAAAAUUUGAUUUUUAAAAAAAAGCCAGGGAAAGUGAAAAAAAUAUGGUUGAGAAACGACCGUAUUUUAUUAAUUUUAGCUAGCUUGAGACUGUAAGAUACUUUUUUAAGAUUGAAAUGAACGGAAUGAUUUUUGAACAGGUCAUUAGGUCUGAAGAUUGUUUUCCGAGAUUUUAUGCAAAAAUGAAUUCAGAAAAAACACGGGCGGCUGGUUUUCCAGCGGCGAUGAGAAUUUCUUCGGUCUGACGCGUACUCAGAGGAUUUUCGCCUUUUUCAUGUGCCUCAUCGGCGCAAUUUUCUGCUUUUCCACGGUAAUUUUUCGAUAUUCUCAUCAAAAGUUUGCUGAGAAUCUAGUCGAGUCUGUAAUGAGUUAGAUGGAUUUUAUCAAAGAUUGAUAAGGAUCUUAAUUCAAAUUUUUUUUUCUGGUUUCUUUUUCGGAAGGGCUUUGUAUAAAAUCGGCGAUUUUUUGGUUCUUUCUUUCUUCCAAUGAAAAUCCUUUCCCAGAUUUGUAGGCUUUUUUUGAACUUUCUAACCUCUUCUGAUCAAAUACAAUUUUUUUUGAAAUGCUUCAGAAAAAAAUUGGACCCCGUGCUUGUUCAAAGUUGCAUGUGAAGUGGAGCAGGUAGCUCAGGCUCCUGUUUCUACUUCAUUAUGACGUCACUGACCUCUUUGUUGGCGUGGGAAUCGAAUCUUGGUCCCACGCUUCUCCUGUUUCUUCUCCGAGUUUCCUUCCUCAAUAAGGAAAUAAUCCGUCUGGUCGUUCAAUGACUCAUUUUUCAGUGCAAAAUCAUCAUUUUUAUUCAAAAAUCAGACAUAGUGAUAAAAAAGGAGAGGCUAAAGAGUAGCGGCGAUUUGAAGAGACGCCAGAGAACUUGGAGCACUAAAGUUGUCUGUUAUCUCUUCAGGCGGCUGUUGAUCUCUUAUUUUCUCUGUAUUGUUAUAAAUAUAGCUCGCUUUUGAAUCAAAUUUUAGUUGAAAAAAAUUUUUAUUCGCCAAAAAAAUCCCUUGAAAAAUUUCCUCUAGAAGAAUAUUUGCUCCAAUUUCAAACAUGCUCAGUUCCACCCACCCCAUUGAAAAAGCUGUCGAUAUACUGCCACCGCUGUCUAGGACAAUUAAAGAGUCAUGUAAAUGGUCUUGACACGAAAAUUGGGGCGCCAAAGAUGAAAGGUUCAGAGAACAUUGGGUUAUUCAAAUUUUCGAUGUUUUUUGAGGAAUGAGAAGUGCUUACUGUGAAGUAUAACAUAUACGGAAAAUUUGAAAAAUAUGGAAACUGUGAGGAAAAACAGUUUUUUUAUGGUUUCAUUCAUAGAGGGAUCUUAUUUACUAAGUACUUGAAAGACCCUGGUCGCAUUUGGAAUGGCUUUGUGAUUUUAAAAAAAUCCAACAAUUGUAAAGCAAUAUCAAAAUGAGAAAUUUAUUAAAACCGUGAAAAAUGAAGUCGUAAGUCUCGACUAUUGAAAGGCUUUUUUUGCAUUUGGAAUGGCUCAAAAAGGUCUUGGAUCCCAUUAGAUUAAGAUAUUUUUUUCUUUUUUUAUCAGACGGUCUAUGAAUGAAAGAAAAAUUUUUUUCAUGAGGUCAUAAUUUAAGGAAUUAAGUUAUUUUAUGCCGUAUUAUUUCUGACUUUUCAAUUCUUAGUUAUCUUCUUCCUUCUCGGACAGCUAGCUAUCUCGAUUUUUGCGGAAUCAGGGCCCAAAAGUUAUCCGAAAAGUGAAUAAAAGAAGGCGGCGUAUGAAUUUUCGUUUCCCGCCAGAAGCCGCGUCGCGACCGCAACAUGUUACUGAAUUAGUUCUUGGCCUAUUCAAGUGAUAAAAAAUUGGCUUAUUCAGGUCCAACUAGAUAAAAACCGGAGGUCGUAUGCAAACCGGAGGUCGUAUGCAAUAAAGUGGAAACUUAUUUUUCGCCGUUUUCCUGAAAAUAUGAAAGGCCUGAAACUCGCUAGAAUACCAUUGAUUCCAGCUUAAUCUGAUGUAAUGAGGCUUCAUAGAAAGAUUCGGAUAGAGAAUUAACAAUUUCAGUGGAAAAUACUAACAGUGUUCAAUUUCGAGUUCCAGAAAAAUGGCGGAAAAUCACUUUUCACCUUAUUCCACCAACAAGGGAGGUCAUUUUACUUUGCGGUUGGGAAUACCCUGGAAAUUGGCCAGAACCCUUCUUGAUGUUCCAAAUAAGAUUCUGAAAGUCUCAACCUGCACAACUUCCUAGUUUCCGAGAGAUCAGGGGUCAAAGAUGGCAUAUUUUACCGGUUUUCGAGGGUUUUCUUUUAUAAUAAUAAUAAUUUACUCAUCCCCAAAGUGAAAAAGAAUAAAUAAGGUUAAGAACCGGUUUUAGGUCACCCUCACGAGUGACUUCACCGGAUUCUUUGACUUUGAGUAAGUCAAGGAAGUUUUGCAGAUCGGGACUUUCAGACCCUUCUUCUGGGUCAUCAAGGAGAGCUCCGGCGAAUUCUGAACCGCAAUUUUGAAUGACCUUCCUUGUAAACGGACAACUUUUCCAAAACUUCUGAUUUUCCAGGCGGCGUUCCUCAUCCCCCUGAUAAUCGUGUCGACGCGGAAGUUCGCCGCACUCAACACCCUCGGAUCGGCCCUUCUCAUCCUGAGGUCCAUCUCCUCUUCAAAUCGUUUCCGCGUUUCAAUUGAUUCUACUCUUAUCGCAAGCACGCCUGCUCAUGUGUGUGUGUAAAAAUAGCCGCUAGACAAAUAGCCUGGAAAAAAGUUGGGAAAAAAUAGCCGAGGAUUUUUAUUAGCUGCUCCAUUGAUAAUCCGAGCUCGCUUGAGGAGUUUGAAAUAGCCAGACGGAGCUCGCCGUUUCACAAAAUAUUAAACUGGAAUUCAGACUAAUAGAAAAUAUUUCUUCAAAAAUUUGAGAUAUUUCUAACAGAAGUAGGACAGCUCACUAUUUUCUCAAAGCGCUCAGUUUUUCACCCUGCGUGGUUUAAAAAUGGAUAUUCUGAAAAUGUGCUCCAUUGACAACCUGGCCCAACUCGAAUAUUUUUAUUCACAAGAUUUUUUUUCCACUAAUCUCCCUCACUAGUCCAUGAAGAAAUAAAAAUAAAAAUAGUCGAAAAAUGAUUUCUCUAAUGCGCUUCAUUGAGAAUCAUAAAAUGAGUCUUCUGAUCAAUGUAAAGGGUCAUUGGAAAAAUAAACUUUAUUUAAAAACUGCCCUGAAAAGUUUUUCACACUUCAUGGUUUAAAAAUGUCCGCAAAUAUUCUGAAAAAAUGCUUCAUUGACAAUCUGGUGCAACUUGAAUAUUUUAAUUUACCAGGUUCUGAUUCCACUAAUCUCCUCCAUGAAAAAAACCAGCAGUAGUUCAGAAAAACCAAUGAAAAAGCUGAAAAAGUAAAUAACUUAUCUAAUGCGCUCCAUUGAGAAUCAGAAAAUAAGCUUUUUCUUCGGUGUUCAGUGUCAUCAAAAAAAGUAGUUUUCAUUUAAAAAAAUAGUUCUAAAACGGACUGAGAAAAAAAUAGCCAUGAAAUGUUUUUUUCUAACGCGCUCCGUUGAGAAUUUUUUUGAAAAAGACUUUUUGAGAAAUGAAAAGUUUUGUAAGGAUCCUGUACAAACAUGUUUUUUUGAAAUAUAAAUUUUCAAAGCUCGCAUCUAACAAAAAAAGUCAAUAAUUUUUAUUUAAUAUUUGAAAAUUCAUAUUUUCAGAAAAAAAUUUUGCAUCUUUAGCGACUUUGAGCAAUGUUUUAUUAGACCUUCAAAAAGUGCUUGAGCGAAUUUUUUGAAAAAUUCCGUGCUUUACACUAAAAUAGCCGCCCUUGUCAGCCAUUUUGUCAUCCGAGGCGUCGAAAAAAAAAGAAUUUUUCGCCCCCAAUAACCAAAAGCCCUCUUGAGGAUUAUUUUUUUGAUAUUGUUGUUGAGCUAGUUUUGCCCUUGAACUCGGCGUCACAAGCCUGCGGAGAUGGUUUUCUCAUGAGAGCCGUUUCGAACCUCUUUUUUUCCCUUUUCUUCCCCGGGUGCUUCUCCUUCGGCGACUGCCAUCAAGCUGUGAUUGAUUGUUGGACGGGGCGUGGCGGACAGACGAGAUGUUGUUCGAUACUUUGCGAGGAAUUUGCCCUCAAAACCUCUCUCAUGGUUUAAUUGAAGCCAGCUGUCUUGUCCUUCCUUUUUUCUGGAAGAGAAGGCCCGCCGCAUGACUCCUGGCAGUACAGUGUAGCUUGGAAAACAUAUGUUUAGUGGAAAUUGUUGAAAAGCCCACUGAUUAGAAAAUUGGUGAGGAAUAUUCUGAAAAAAUGCCUGGUCUUGCAGCUGCAUGACUUCUGACAGUACAGUGUAGCUUGGAAAAAAAUAUUUUGUGUAGAGAUUUUCGGAAAGUUGAUGGAAAAUUUCUGAAAAAAAGGUCUGGGCCUGCCGCUGCAUGACUCCUGGUAGUACAAUAAAGCUUGGGGGAGGUGGGGAUAUGUUUUUUAGAGGUUUUCGGAAACAUCAAUGAUUAUAAUUUUGCGAAGGAAUAUUUUAAAAAAUAAGGCCUGGUCUUGCAGCUUUAUGACUCUUGACAGUACAGUAUAGCUUGGAAGAAAAAUAAUUCUCACUGGUGUUUUUUGAAAAGAUCAUUUAUUAAGGAUGGCAGAGACAAUUUUUUAAUAUUUCUCAGUUUUCAAUAUUCUGUCUGGCACUUUCGAUGAAUAGCCUAUAUAUUUCCAAAAUUUGAAGUUCUGCGCGUUGAAGUCGCUAUAUCUUUCUGGGACCUAGUUUUUUUUUUAUCACGGCACUAACUCUAUUUUUUUGUGGUAUCAUUUCAAAACAAAAUAUGUAAUUUGAAAUAGCCGAAAUUACUUUAAACACAGCAUUCGAAUUUUUUUCUAACCUUGCUGCUUUAGAGAAUCAAAGGUGGCUCAAACAGCUCUUCACAGAAAUAUUCAAGCUUAUAUUUAUAGUAUAAGCCAAGGGAGACGGUCGCAUUUCAAAGCACAGAAGAAGAAAAUCUUCCGUAAGCACAAUCAAUUUGCGUUUUCGUUUUGAGAUGCUGCUAAAAUGAACUGGUGUCGAAACGACUUUGCAACGCAGAAAAAUUCCGAACGGUUUUGCGGUAGAAAAUAAAAAGUGACAAGCUUUUUGAUAUGACUGAUAUGAGCCAGAAUUUUGAAUCAUGGGAAGAAAAAGAAAAUUUUUAACGAACAAUAAUCCAGAAUAAACAUGUAGGAGUUGGUCUGAAGGGCAGAAGCUUCGAAAUUAAUCAAAGAAAAAAUUAUUCUUUAUUUUGGUUUUUGUGCUAUAGUCAUAGAUGUAAUCCAUUAAUCAGGGAGAAGUACCUUUUGAAGCAAUAUCGAACAAGUUUCCUGGCGAACUUGAAUAAAAAACGUGUAGUUGAUCAAGUUGAAAGCAUGGUCUUACUGACCUUCGCCUCGUUCUUCUGCGAGUAGUCCAUCCAGUUGCGCCUUGACGAGCUCAAAAUGUAGCGGAUUUUGUAGUCAAUGACCGGAAACCAUGUUUUGGGGGAAGCCUCGAAAAGGGAGCGACGAGAAAAGAGUGAAGACUUCACAGGAACCCUGAAUAAAAUAAAAGUUACAGUUUCGCGUUCCUGUGGGGUCCGGCGGCCUACCUGCAGCACAUGAUCUCGCCACAACGGCGACUCGUCACGGUCUGCUACAUGUCCGCCUUGUUCGCCACGCUCUACUCGUCCUUAUGGGUGAGUUCAAAAUCAACUUCUUCAGUCGUUUUGCUAAAAAUCUUCUCACCCGUUUUCAGUACAGGUUUAG
Molecule: messenger RNA, 6878 nt
Organism: Caenorhabditis auriculariae
Lineage: Eukaryota; Metazoa; Nematoda; Chromadorea; Rhabditida; Rhabditidae
Source: the annotation of a GenBank genome assembly